Molecule: messenger RNA, 498 nt
Organism: Galendromus occidentalis (western predatory mite)
Lineage: Eukaryota; Metazoa; Arthropoda; Arachnida; Mesostigmata; Phytoseiidae
Product: putative defense protein 3
Exons: 3
Coding region: 37-498 (153 amino acids)
Cellular component (GO): membrane
Source: RefSeq, a predicted model, not a curated record
GGUCAUUUCUUGUGCCGCGCUCAACCACACUUCAGCAUGCUCUUCAAACUUGCUGCGGUCUGCUCUUUGGCAGCUGUCGCGUUCGCCUACCCCAGCGGAGCACCAGAAGGAACCUGCGCCACCCUGACCCCCAAACAUCAAGUCGCGGCUCAGAAUUCGAAGUCCAGCCACGAAAUCUACGUAUCACCAAACGCCAUCAGGGCCGGAUCACCGACCUCAGUGACGCUCCACGGAUCCACCUUCCGCGGUUUCCUAAUUGUCGCUCGUGACGCCAGUACCGAGCAAGCUGUGCAGGGAACGUGGGCUGCUCUCGAUGGGUCGUCGAAAGCUCUGGGCUGCGGCAUAACCCACAACUCCAAGGACCCGAAGUCUCAAGUGAACGUUCAAUUCACUCCUUCUCGCUCGUACAGAGGUCAGCUCGUCUUCCGCGCCGCCGUCGUGCAAGAUAUCGACACCUACUGGAACAACGUGAUAUCUGAAGUCAUCAAUGUCUCAUAA